AUGGCGGCGCCUUCGGUGGCCGAUGGAGCAGCGCUGCGGGUGGCCGAACGCCGAAAGCGCGCUACCUACCCAAAGCUUUCAUACGGGCCGCAAAAGCUCGCCGUGCUGGGCUCGGAGGUAGGCGGUCGCUGGAAUGAGCAGGCGCGCCACUUCGUACGGGACCCCGCGCCUGCUCGCGGAGGCAGGCGGCUGCGUGACGUGCGUCAGAGAGGCAGCACAGUCUCGGUGGAGGACUGCAGUGCGCGAACCAAGCGAGCGGCUGCCAGCGGCGCCCGGGCUCGAAUGGUCGGCAAGCAGUCCGCCCAGGAGGAUCAGAAGCGGGAGCGGCGUCGACGGCCGAGCGCACCCCCAGGCCGCGCUGCGUGGGCUGAGGCAGGCCGCAGCGGCAGGCGGCUCUGGCCGGCGGGACCAGCGAGGUGGAGCAAGGUGUCGAGCGGCGGGCCGUCGCUGAAUUCGGACGUCGACGGGUGCAGCCAGGGGCCUCCCAAGGCCGUGCUGGCGACUGCCUGCUGCGCCGCCACGGACAAAAUGCCCCACCAGCGCCUCGCCCAGCUUGCGGUCGCUGCUGCGCGGAUGGCGUGGGGGGCCCGGUGGGCCAGGGCAGGAAGAACGCGCAGUUUGGGGAAUUCGUGCGAUGCUGGCAGCAUCGUGGUGCCCUCGCCAUUGACGGUGCCAUCACCACUCCUCCGCGUUUUGCUGUUACGACGGCUUCGCUUGCCGCUGCCAGUCGCGCCGCGCGCGUGUGCGUCUGCCAAGGAAGCCGGGGCGAGGGUCGCCCGCAACGUUCGCCUGGCUGACAUGAACAUCGAUGUCCCGGCCACGGAUGACCGCCGCAUCGAAGUCGUCGCGAACGGGCUGAAGCUGUUGAUGCCACCAUCGUCAGCCCCUUUGACCGGGUUCGCUGCCUAUCCACCCAUGGUGGUGUCCAGAGCCGCAGUGACUGAAGUGGUUGCAUUGCUGACAAAUUUGGAUGCUGAAGCAGCAUGUGAUGAUGCACAGAUCAGGAAUGCGUUAGUUCCUGGCAAGAACUUGUUGUUAGACGUCCUUGGGGGCAAAGCAUUAGGCUUGGAUGCAGAGGAAUGGUCUUCUGCGCUCUGGGAAUACUACAAGUCUUCUACUGGAGGCACCGCCUCUGGCCAGGUAUGCAAUGCGAUCAACGACGACGAAGACCUUUGGGACGAAGUGAUUCAGUCAACCUUGCCAGAGACUUCCGGUCAGGUUGUGAUGCAAACCGGCGUGUGGUGGACUUCCCGCCGUUUUUGUGCCAUGGCAUGGAUGGCGCUAGCAGUUGUGCUUUUCUGUUUCGCAGGAGGAGAAUGGUCCGCUCGAACGAAGGUGGCUUUCGGAGGCAGUGCAAGUGUCUGCCUUGUUUUGGCAGAUUUGUGGCGGCGCUUCGGCUGGGAGUAUGCAUGGAUAUGUACAGAUAAGCAGCUGGAGAUAACGUCACCUGCAGUGCCAGCUGCGGCCCAUCAAGCCAUGCGGGCGAGCGACGAUCCUGUUUCCGAAGCUUCUGCGUCAGCUGAUUUGAAGCUCGAGAACGAACGCUUGCGAAAAAUGGUGGAGGACUUGCGAGCGCAGGGGACGGAAUCAGGAAUCCCGCCACCUCCGCCGCCGGGCGCACCGCCGUUUCCUUCGAGCCACGCGGAACCUGUGUCACAGAACAACGCCGUGAUGACUGCUUUCCGUGCGCACAAGACAGCAACGUGGAUGGUCCGCUUUCGUUGUGCAGCCGUGCGGUUCACAGAAGAUGCCGUGCCUUCCUCAUUGCGGGGUCUGCGAGGCGAAAUCCUUGAACGCAUGACGGAUGGAACUGCUCGUGUGCGGUUGGAUGGUGGAGCAAUCGUUCAUUCAGUUCGCGAUGCAUUUCUUCUUCCAGACAUGCGCCAGGGACCGCAACCAGCUUCAUCCGAUCGACAACAUUACGUGAACCCCUUGUUGGACGACACGCAGUUGAAAGCACAGGCUUCCAAAGUGCAUAAUGCUUUGGAAUCAUGGUCAAAGCAGUCGUCCAGCGUGCCACAUUGGCCGCGACUGUUUUGGGAAGGCGUGGUGCAAAUGCAGAGCAACGAGCCACUUCAUCGAGAUUUGCUGCGUGUACUGCAAGCUCACGGUUAUGUGGGAGAUGCGACGAUAUCUGCGCCGCGGACGGAUGCUUUGUUGAAGCAGUUGAAAGAUCUUGGGACUCCCGCGCCGACUGCCGGGUCAGUACUGGCAUCGGGCGUGCGGUGUAUGCGGGACUACGUGAACCAGUUUUUCCCAAUCGAUGCUCGCGCGCACAGCAAUGAGUACCUUGAUUUAUUUACACAAGCAUCCACCAUCGAUUUCGCGUUGGCCAAAGCAGCUUCAGAUGACGAAAUUUUGGAAACCCUGGGAACCAAUGACCAGCUAGAGAUUUCACUCCGACGAAUUGCUGCGUACGUUCACAAGAAAAGAACUGGCGAUGCGGAUGCCGCAAUGCGCAUUCUGGCAGUGCAGCCCCCCGGGUCAGGCACUGACAUUGCCCCUCAUUGGCUUGUUACCGAGGCAUCGGCUUACAGUCAAGCCGAAUACAAGCGACGUGAAAGGGCAAGAGCUCAAAAGGGGCCUGGCGCGAAAGGGGCUGACAAAGGAGCUGGAAAAGGCAAGGGCCGGGGUGGCGCAAAAAGCCACCCGAAGGCUAAAGCAGACAAAGUCCCACAUGUUGACACCGUUGCCGGUCCCACCGUGUGGAAGAUUGCUGUCAAAAUGAUUGCAGUUGCGAAUGGCUUAGAUGAUGGCAAACCUCUUGCAGACCGCACGCCAUCGCUGGCCAAGACUCCUUCGAGUGAUCAACACAGGCCAGCGGUCAAGCAAGCAGUAGCUACGAUUCUCUCCGAGGCUGCUCGCUUUGCUAAGGCGCGCCGGUGCUUAGGCACGACAGGCGCCCACGGGGCUCCUCAAGAGCCCUUUUCGGCAGCAACGCAGCUGGUAAAAUUUGCACAAGCUGAUGGUGGGUAUGUCAGAAUGAAGAAGAACAGAGUCAAUCAAGUACCCAUCGUGGCCAAUUCGAUUGAUGAGCCCAAAACAAACCAUGUAGUUCCUAUGCUUCAAGCUCUGCCACCGCAAGAGGCUGAACAUUAUGCUUUGGAGACGAAUGUAGUUGACACCGCAGGAAAGUCCAGCAUCAUUUUUCGCGAGAUUUCGGAGCAGUACGGUUUCAUUGGAGGGUCCAUGGAAGAAUUUGUGUCGUAUUUCCAACGGCCAGACUUGCCUAAACAAAUGUGGCGCUGGGCGCCCUGGGCGAGCUGUCGCGCGGUAGCAGGUUUCACCGUUGUGCCGAAGAAGGACCCAUCCAAACUCCGAAAACUGCUGAUGUGCUGCCCCGCCAACUACAUGUUCGAAGAUCCGCGGUACAGAGCUGAAUUAGGCAUGGGAGGAGGCGGAGCAAUCACCAGGAUCCAUAUUCCUUCGGACAACUUGGCAUGCUCCGCAUGUGAUGAAAGUAAUGCUUUCACGUAUGUCCUCACACCGGAGUGGUUAUGGCCAUGGUUUUCUACUCCACCGAUUCGGGCAUUCCACGUGUGGGACUGCCUCCCAGACGAUUUUCGAUCCCAGAUUGAUGUAACAACUUUGGUUUCUGCGCAGUACAUGCGGCUUCCAAUGGGCUGUACUCAUUCGGUGCACAUUCUGAUGUUGAUCAAUCUGCGCUACAUUGGAAUCACUUUGCUUGCAUCACAACACUUGAAUGUGAACCGUGCAAACCGUCAACGGGCAGAGGGUUUGGCUCAUUUGCAUGCGGCUCCAACGCACGGCGAUGCUGAUGCCACGUGCCUUGCGACGGCAGCAGGCAGGGAUUCCGAAUGCUCGCCGGAAGAGUGGAUUGAGAUACUGCGGAGUGCACGAUCUUCCUCAUUCCGAGUGUUAGUAGUCUUGUUAUGCUUCAUGGGUGAUCGACGUCAUGGUGACAUCUGUGAUUGGCUGGAAACCAUGGCGCAAGCGCAAGGCCUCACUCUGCUGGUGAUCUCCGCCGAUGUGGCCAUUGACAGCAGGUGGGAUUUCACGAACCCAGCUCUUGUGCACAAGUUUCUUGUGGCGGCUCAUGAAGGUUUUUCCUUGCUCAUGCGGAUGAUCCAGGUGAGGCUCCGCAUCCAAGUUUGUUUGUCACCGCCGAAAUGCUGGAGUUUGAAGGUCGUGUUGGAGCGAUGCGAGCACAUCAUCAUCAAUGCGCUUUCGGAGGUGCGGACAUGGGCGGUCUAUCUUCAUGUGGAUGAUGCAGUGACCAUAUCAACAGGAACCAGUUCGGACAUUCAUGCCGAUCGUGUGAUGCAUUUUCUGGCAGAGGGGCUGGAAGAUGCAGGCUUUAUUGUGCCCGAGCGUGUGCAGGCCGCAGACGUCCAGAAGGUCGUGGGUUACCAGCCCGUAGCGAGGCCAGCUCGAUUCAAACUGCCAGAUCACAAAUGGGCGCUGCUCGCUGAUGCCUUGAAGGAGCUGGCAGUGCCAGUUUGGAUAGAUGUGGAGGUGUUGCGAGCUGUGCUUGGGGUGUGGGUGUUUGCUGCUUUGCUAAACAGAGAUUUGCUGAGCAUACCGCACGCAGUUUAUCGGAUGUUGGAUGCCCACCCAAAUGAGACUAUUCGGUGGUGGCCCAGUGCCAGGCGAGAAGUCCUGGCAAUGAGCUACGCAGCACCGUGGUUGUUCUAUGACGCCGGAGCGCCAUUAGCUACCACAAUUUUUGCUACCGAUGCAAUGGGAAACAGCGAAGUUGAUGCAGGCGGUUAUGGGAUCACAGUUCGUGAUGUUUCAAGGGCGGCAAUCGAACAAAUUUUAGAGUAUGGGGAAUCGCAGGGCCGUUCUGUGUCUCGCCUUUCUGGAGAUUUCACGGGUUUGAAGUUCCCCGAGCGGCCGAUUAAAGCCGCCAGGGUCAGCACCAAGACUUUAUCAACUUAUCAGCGACAUGCUGCAGUUUUUGUUCAAUGGUUGGAUGAAGCCCGGUAUUCACCUUCAAAACAAGAGGAGUUUGAUGAUUUGUUGGUGGAGUGGAAAGAGGCAUGCAGCAUUGGCAAAUCACGUUUUGUCACGACCAUGUGUGCUGUUGAGUUUUUCUUCCCUCGCUUCAAACCUCUAGUUUGGGCGCGUGCAGUCGCAGAAGGCUAUGAACGUGCACGUCCCAUCAAUCACAAAGUGCCUAUGUUGUCCGAACCUGCAAAACUGUGGGCGGCAUACUUGGUGAACAUGGGUUUUCCGCGAAUGGGCCUGGGAUUGAUUUUGCAACAAACGUGUGGCCUCCGGCCCUCCGAGCUGUUGGCAUUAACAUCCUCGUCUAUUUUGCUGCCUUACAGAGCAUCGGACAACACUGUCAUCAGACUCGGUACAGCUGUUGGAACCAAAGCAAAGCGAGAACAGUUUGCGCUAUUGUAUCCACAUAAACAUGCUGAAAUGAUCGAGCUGAUGAGACGCCUAGUCGCAUGCACAAGGCGUGGUGAGAAGCUAUUUCCCUACAGUUAUGCUUUUUACUUGCGAUGUUUCAAGCAGGUGGAGCGCGAUCUAGGGGUAGUGAUUGGGUACACUCCUCAUUCUCCUCGUGCCGGGUUCGCCAGCGAGCGGAUUGCUGCAGGCGAGGACCCUACAGUGGUACGGCGGGAGGGGCGUUGGGCGAGCGAGACUUCGUUCAAAGUAUACAUUGACCCAAUCACAGCAGCACAGGUUGGCACGGCCAUGCGAUUACAACAUUUAUCGGACGCGAUGGUGUAUGUCAGUGCUCACCUGCUCCUUUAUUUCCCUGUGCAUGCUUUGCUAGCUGAGGCGCAUGGAAACCGCUCCGGUGCCGAAGCGCGCCCCCGUGGCGAGCUCCGUGCACCCUACCAAUGGCCGACGACUUGGCAGGAAGCGGAGUCUGACUCCAGGGCCGGCGGUAUCUCCUGCGACAAAACCGAGGUGGAGCGCGGCAGUUCUCAGGCCCCCGAGCCCCGAGCCAUCAGGCGCCGUAGUGCCGCUUCGCGAUGGUUAAAGUGGCCCCGUUUGCCUCGAAUGUUUUGGGGCCGAAUGACAAGUUUCUUGGCCCUGAUGUUUCUGUUUGGCAACCAUGGCGCAAUACACCAUCUCGUCAACAUUCUGGGCUCUGCAGCUUUGGUUUCAGAGGCAGUGGGCCAAGCGGCGGCCACUGUUGUAUCCAAAGGGACGGAGCUAACGACAGUGUUGUCCUCAGCGGCCGUCGGCGUGACCACUACUACAUUGACUGCUGCGGAGGCUGCGUGGCGGGGUGUGGAUCUCAUUGAUGUCCAUGCCCAUCGAGUGCAUGGGCGAGUGGCAGCCGCCCGCCAUGAGACACUGGCAGGUUGGCUGGUCUCGCCCGAGGGGCGAGCUGCUACGCGUUUGAACCGCUCGGCAAUGCUGCAGCAGUGGCACCAAAAUGUAUUCCACAUCAGCGCUGACAUGCCUUUUCUGACUUUGCACGACUACGAGGUGCGUCUGAACGGCAGUUUCGCAAGUUAUCAGACUAACCUUUUGCUGCAUUCAUCGGGCAUGCUCGUCAUGGAGUUUGAAACGUUCACGGUUGAUUUCGUGCCUCAAUGGGCCAAUCCAGUGUGGGAACUUAUGGCCAUGAACUUGGAAGCAGAGCAUGACCAAAUUCUGGAAACUUUGCAUCAAGUUCUUGCGCACAUUCCGGCCGUGAAUGUCUCCUGGGAUCUUUUCCCCGAAAAAGCCGCUCCUUUGAGUACCUGGCAUCGCUGGUGGACGACUUGCAAUUCUUUCGUGCUGCAGCAUUGGCCGAUUGCUUGGUACUUUUUCCACAAGUUUUGUGACCUUCGGGGAUAUGGGUGUUUCGGGUUCAUGGUCAUGGUCCUUUCAUUUGCAGCGUGGAUGUUUCGAAGCGCUUUUACACGAGCUGCUUGA
Symbiodinium natans is the source of this 6849-nucleotide messenger RNA. NCBI's taxonomy places the organism in Eukaryota, Dinophyceae, Suessiales, Symbiodiniaceae. The record is from the annotation of a GenBank genome assembly.